ACUAGAAAAAAACAAUCAUAAGAAACUAAGAAACAUCAGAGACGAAAAAGGCAACACAGCUGUUGGAGAUCUACACCUCUCAUACGGAAAAUUGCAUGUGCUUGGACAAUUUGGAAGCACCAAGAAACUUGAUACGCAAUGUUGA
This is a messenger RNA of Entrophospora candida, 145 nucleotides long. NCBI's taxonomy places the organism in Eukaryota, Fungi, Glomeromycota, Glomeromycetes, Entrophosporales, Entrophosporaceae. The record is from the annotation of a GenBank genome assembly.